This is a messenger RNA of Cryptomeria japonica (Japanese cedar), 2758 nucleotides long. Its product is annotated as protein SCARECROW. The record is from RefSeq and is a predicted model, not a curated record. Gene Ontology annotation, cellular component: nucleus. Lineage: Eukaryota; Viridiplantae; Streptophyta; Pinopsida; Cupressales; Cupressaceae. Gene Ontology annotation, molecular function: DNA-binding transcription factor activity; sequence-specific DNA binding. Gene Ontology annotation, biological process: regulation of DNA-templated transcription. The transcript has a single exon. Bases 416 to 2452 code for a protein of 678 amino acids.
CUUGGGCAGUGGGAGCUUCAAAUGGCGGAUCGUCAGUUUGUCGCUUGCCUCCUCUUUCGAUGCCCGAUGCCCGAUGCCGUCCUUGUUUCAUCGGAGCUUCAGUGAGGCCCACACCCCUGAAAAUGACUGGAAAUAUUGAUUUUUUAAGCGCAACAGAACUAGUUAUACAAAUCCAAUGAUUUAUGACUCGGAGACUUUGAUUGGGCAUUGCCGGCUCCUCCUGCAUCGUUAAAAGCUAUGUCUUUUUAUACGGCAUCCAGAUUUACCCUGAAAGAUGCAAUCAGAUUAAUCUUUGGUUAAUCCAUUUGGGGAAUUGAAGCUGAGAUGUAAUAUUUAAUGGAAAUGGGUAGGAGCGGUGUAACCUAUAUAAGUUUUAAGGGGAGGGGAGAAUUAGUUGUGAGAAGCACUGCCGUCAAUGGCAACUUGUUUGGACGCGGUUCGAAACGCAGAAGCACCUUUGAAGAAACAUUUGAGUAUGAGUAUGAUUGGCAUGCGUGAUAAAUCUGGAUCUGAGAAUUCCUCAACUUCUUCUGGGGUGUGUAAGAGCUUCAGUAGCAGUGAAGAAGUGGAGGUGGGACUGGGGAAAGAUCGGGCACUUCAAUUGCACUCAGAGAAACAGAAUGUUAUGAAAAAUGAACCAGGAGGGAGUGUGUCCUUCUUGGGCUAUGCAAAUCAAAACUGGUCUUCUUCUCCUGCUCUCCAAAAUGGAAAUCAUUCCUCUUAUCCUAACCCUAAUGCUAGACCUGUUUGGUUUGAUGAAUCUGGUGGUUUUAGUGUUGGGGAUGAUCCCUCGGAUUGUAAUCUAAAGGGAGCAUGGGUGGAAUCUGUUGUGAAUCAGCUCUCAGAAGCCAUGCCCAGCAACUCUGUGGAGGAAAUUCUGCUCACAAUGCCUGAGACAUUUUCUGCUUCCUCCAAUUCUCAGAUCUCCAACGCAGUUCAGUCCCGCGUUGUGAUGAACAAGGCACAUAAUCCUUGGAAAAGAGCCCGCAAGGAUUUUGAAGGGCAGGAUUGGAGUCAGUAUCAGAGGCAGAGGUUGUCAAAUUCACAUUUUGUUAGGGAUUCUGAAGCUUCCCAAAACAUUGAAAAUGGCAAUCAUGAAUAUAACCUCGUUGAGACCGAGAAUUUUCAGGGCUUCAACAUGGGUUACCAAUAUAAUCCAUGCCCUGCUCGGAAGGACUCAAAUCAAGUUGCAGCAAUCCCCAAAUUCUCCAUGGAAGCCAACAAAUGGUGCCCUGGAAAUGGGUCUUUUGAAGUGCAGUAUCCUCUGCAGCGGCCUCAGUUCCCAACUGCAGAACUCAAAAAUCCAAGGCAGCAGAACAAAUCUUGCAGUGAAUCCGAUGAAGAAGGUUUGCAUCUGCUAUCUCUGUUAUUGAAAUGUGCAGAGGCUGUUUCAGCUGAUGAUUUGGAGGAAGCCAACAUGAUUCUGCCCCAAAUCAGUGAAUUAGCUUCCCCCUAUGGCAGUUCUCUGCAAAGAGUUGCAGCAUAUUUUGCUGAGGGCAUGGGCGGGCGGCUAAUAAAUUCCUGUUUGGGGGUAUGUUCACCAUUGCCUGGGGUUCAAGUAGCUCGCAAUGAUAACAUACUGUCUGCUUUUCAGUCCUUCAACGGCAUCUGCCCUUUUGUGAAAUUCUCCCAUUUUACAUCAAACCAAGCCAUAUUGGAAGCCUUUGAGGGAAAGAGCAGGGUCCACAUCAUAGAUUUUGACAUAAUGCAAGGCCUGCAAUGGCCUGCACUGUUCCAAUUCUUGGCUGCAAGGCCUGGGGGACCUCCUUAUGUGAGGAUCACAGGGCUUGGGACCUCCAUGGAUGCUCUUGAAGCUACUGGGAAGCGCCUCUCAAACUUUGCAAGGACUCUCAGAUUGCCCUUUGAAUACCACCCCGUUGCAGACAGAGUGGGGAAAGUAGACCCUGCUGCCUUGCAUGUAAGGAAGGGGGAUGAUGCUCUUGCAGUCCAUUGGCUUCAUCAUUCUCUCUAUGAUGUCACUGGAUCAGACACCCACACACUAGAACUGUUGCAGAGAUUGGCACCCAAUGUGGUCACCAUUGUAGAGCAAGAGAUGAGCUACGCUGGGUCCUUCCUCAACAGGUUUGUUGAGGCCUUGCAUUAUUACUCUGCAAUGUUUGAUUCCUUGGGUGAAAGCUUCCCUGAUGACAAUCUAGAGCGCCAUGUUGUAGAACAACAGCUUCUUUCCCAUGAGAUCAAGAACAUUCUGGCUGUUGGGGGACCUGCCAGGACAGGAGAAGUUAAAUUUGAGAGCUGGAGAAGCUACCUGCAGCACUCAGAGUUCAGGCAGUUGUCCAUGAGUGGUAAUGCUUUUGCCCAGGCAGAACUCUUGCUCAACAUGUUUCCUUGUGAAGGUUUUUCACUUGUGGAAGAUGCAGGAACUCUCAAGCUUGGCUGGAAGGACCUGUGUCUCUACACUGCCUCCGCUUGGACCUCACUUUUCCAUCCAUAGAAUUCAUUCAUCUGUAAAUCUUCUCUAACUUCAUUAUUACAUCUUAGCAUCUCAUUUUGGCCGGCAAUCGGACCAAUCUUUCUGUCUAAUUGCUCCUGAUUUUGAAAUGAAAUUGGAAUUUAGUUUUAGUUCUCCACUCUAGCCCGAAUUCAAGAAUGGGAUUUUCCACAGCAUAGAGUGUACUCUCCAGGCGAAUGUUUGAAGUUCAUACCCAUAAAUUUUUGAGAAAAAUUUAUAAAUUUUAAGACGGAUAUAUAUUAUCUAUCAAUUUUCCACAGUUCAUCUAGAUUAGAUAAGAUUACAGUU